CUAUAAAGCUUCUUUAAAGAAGCAUAUAUCUACAUACAUAGAUGGCACAGCAAACAACGCUGCCCUUUUUUAGACAGAAAAAGAUUACUUCGAGUCUGAAUGUACCUCGUCGUUAUCAAAUACCAACAACUGUCUUGCGAGCAUCGAGUUGUCUUCCAGCCUUAGUUAAUGUCAUCUAUAACCUAAAACAAGCAUGGCAAAUAGCCUAUCGAGAUGCGGGUGGUGCUAUUGUAUUGCAAACAACACAACUUGAUUACUACAUCGCUAUUCUUUGGUGUCUAUUAGCUGGUUAUUGGAGUUGGAUUCUCGUCACAAGUAUGAUGGUACGUUGGCUUUAUCAUCAUGAGAUCAAACAAGCCAUGAUGCGUCUGGUCGCGCUAGUGAUCAUGAUGAGCUGUAUCUCUUAUUUGUUCCAUACACUAUGGACAAACCCUAUUGGUGUUCAACUCUCUCUUUGCUCUGUCUUGCUUGUGAUCAACAUGUGGACUAUGAGCUCUCAGUCUUCAUUGAGUCAAAAAAUAGAGACCAAGGCACGCCUCGAUCCACAAGCCAAAUUGUUGCAUCUCUUGUGUCCUUUGGUUAUCGUGAUGGUGUUAUCUAGCCUGAUGCUAUCUCAACUUAUCCACACCUAUCAGUACACAUCCAAUUUACUUUUCUAUUCAGAUCAAUUUGGCCUUGAUCAGCAUAUGGCCAGUGGUGCUAUGAUUGUCUUGAUCCUCAGUACAUGGACACCCGAAGGUGCUCAUAAGCGACAGGUAUUGCGUCAAUCCACACUGAAAUGGGUAGAUCAUUAUCGAUUUGUGAUGGGACAGCCUGACCAUCUUGAUCCAGCAUGGAUAGCAGAGUCAGAGACAUACCAUGACAUCUUGUUUGUACCUGCACCUGAUCUACACCACAGCCAGAAAUUAUUGUCAGCAUGCCAAUGGUCUACAGGUAUUCAGUACGAUUAUCUGGUCAAGACAGAGGAUGAUGUGUUUGUUCGCUGGGAUAAACUCAAGCAAGAAUUGACGGAGACUGGCAAAAAAGAUAACUAUUGGAAGGGAUUUGUGUAUCGAAAUAUGCCUGUGGAUCAUGUCAGUAAAGACAAACAAGUACAGACGGAUUAUGGUAUGCCUUUAUUGCCUGCAUUUACAAGUGGCACGCUUACGAUUUUGUCUCGUCAUCUGGUGGAUAGGGUGGCACAUACACAGCAUCCUCGCCGCAUGGUUGGCAUCGACAGUAUUGAUCUUGCACUCUGGCUAUUUGGGUUUGAUGUACAGCCAAUGCAUGAUAGACGCAUACAAGAUGAUGAACAUACCUGUGAGAAAGACAUGAUUGCGAAAAGAGUGCCUUAUGCUCAAUUUGAACAAGAGAUACAAGCGAUGUACACCUAUGUACUUCAAAAGCGUUCUGUAUGUCAUGCAUUGGAUGCUCAGCAACACUGUGCUGUGUGCUACCCAUGCCAUGGCAAGCAAGAUGAUUGGCGAUCCAAGGGCAUCGUCUGCGAUCCACAACGCGGUGUGUCUCCUGCUGUAUCAGACUUUCAAACGAUACCCAAUUCACAAGUCAAAGACGAACUGGCUUCUUUAGGUGAUCAUGAACAAUGGAUCAUUCAAGACGUAUUGAGCACACAUUCUUCUAUUUACUCCAAUGAGUCCAGUUGGCAUUUACUCUAUUGGGUCUGUUGGACCAGUGAUCCUUCUACUUUUACAGACCGUCAUUGGCGUGCUCUUGAGCUUGUAUGGAUCCAUGAACCAGAAGCAGUGAUUUUCAUGAUAUCCAACACACUUCCACAAAGUUUCUUUAGAGAUUAUACACGCAGAGGCUAUCAGAUUGAAGUGGUUGAGUUCAACAAACAAAACUUACUGAACUGGCAGUGGUAUUUUGGUCCAGGCACCCAUGAUUGGCUUCAGAGUUGGGACCGAUGGGAGAAGGGUAAAUUCUUUUACUGGCACUUGACAGACUAUAUUCGAUGCCUCUUACUCUAUAAUUACGGUGGCACGUAUAUGGACAUGGAUGCACUCUGGAUACGUGCACCACCUGAUCAGCAGCUUGAAUUCAUUGGCUCAGAUUACUCUCAAGUCCAUUCAGACCGUGCAUGGACAUUGGAUCAAGAAGGACUUUAUCUGCCUCAAGGACUAAUGCGCUUUAAACGGGGUUGGAAACUGUUUCGAGAGAUGGCAGAAGGUGCAUUUUCAGCCUACAAUUAUGAUCCUGAAUGCUUUAAUUGUGGUGGACCCAAGGCAAUUACUUCCUAUGUGCGUGAACGACGCACAGUGCUUGAAGAGGGAGGGCUCACCAUCUUGCCUCGUCAAGUACUCUAUCCUUACAACUACCUCGAGAUUCAUAAGCUGUUACAGCCAAGUGCAUUAGCAGAACAAGAACUCAAGACCAAGAUUGAACCUUUCAGUUGGAACAUUCACAUGUUUGGUAAAAUGACCAACCAUUUACCUGUGCAGCCUCAUAGUGUGAUUGACCUUGUCUUUCAAAAGUUUGAUCUCGAUUUACCUCAUCUCGAUACACAGACCCAUGCGAUUGUUUCCUCGACACAAUCGACUCAGGUCCCUAUGCGUCUUGUGGCGCCUCGAGAUUAUGUCUAUCGUGCUGUUUCUGAUCGGAUGCGACAUGACGAUCAGCAAUCAGACAACCUGCUACGUUUACAACCUGCACCGGGUCAUUUCCAAGGCCUGAAUAUUCUGUAUGUGCGCGGUGGUCCUGAUCGUAUGGCCCAAGUGACCAUCGAUCUAGAGACAGCGAUUGGUCGAACACGUAUGCGCCAUGGGAUGUUUGAAAAGCAUAAGCAGAUCACAAUGAUGCAGGUCAAUAUGAAGCAAGUCAACAGUGUUCUUGGUUCACUUGAGUUUAGUCCUACCAAACUGAUGUUGGCGAAUGGUGGACGUGAUCGCAUCAAAAUCAGUGUCACUUAUCAACACAUGGAUGGCACUAUAGAAACAGAUCAAGCGCAGAUUACAGUUAUUGUCAUGGAACCAGUGGAAGAAGAUGAGCCCUUUAACGAUAAAGAGCUCUUGGACCAAGUAUUCCAAUAAACUAUUUAUACAUACCUGUGGCUUUGAAGGCUUUCUAUUAUUUAUUUAUUUUUCUUUCUCAUUACACGAUGGAGUCCUAUUUAGCCAAUAUUGAUACAUACAUGCAAGAACAACAACAAGAGGAAAAGAAAAGAAGUUCAACAGAACAAACACCUCCGUCGGACAUACUUCCAGAAUCCUUUGAGAACUUGUUUCCUGAACUUCCUCUUAAUCCAAUCAUUCAACAUGACUUUAACACUAUUUAUUUAACAGACCCUACGCAUUUCCCCAGUAUACAUUACGCAACCCCUUUACCACCACCCUUAUCUACCCUUUCACCUGAAGUGGAUAGACCUGCUCGUAAGAAACCA
Gilbertella persicaria is the source of this 3376-nucleotide messenger RNA. RefSeq lists its product as uncharacterized. The record is from RefSeq and is a predicted model, not a curated record. Gene Ontology annotation, cellular component: endoplasmic reticulum membrane. The transcript has 3 exons. Gene Ontology annotation, biological process: cellular response to oxidative stress. Gene Ontology annotation, molecular function: hexosyltransferase activity. The coding region runs from base 42 to 3026 and encodes 994 amino acids. Lineage: Eukaryota; Fungi; Mucoromycota; Mucoromycetes; Mucorales; Choanephoraceae.